AUGUCUAAAGACACGGAAGGGAAGAGCGAGGAAAUUAUGGAUAUGGAGAGCAAGGUGUUGUGGUACCCGGACUCUAAGAGGAACACACAGAUGGACAAGUUUAGGAUACAGGUCAACGGAGACUACGGACUUAAUCUGGCCAACUACAACGACCUGUACCAGUGGUCGGUAGACAACUACUCAGAGUUCUGGGCAGAGGUUUGGCGCUUCUGUGGAGUAGUCAGCUCCAACCCAUAUGACGAGGUGGUGGAUGUAUCCAAACGGAUCUCAGAUGUUCCAGAGUGGUUUAAAGGAGCUCGGCUCAACUACGCUGAGAACUUACUCAAACAUGCAGACCAGGACAAGGUAGCUCUCUAUGCUGCAACGGAGGCAAAUGAGGAGAUAGUGAAGGUGACGUUUGGGGAGCUGAGGCAAGAUGUGGCGUUGUUCGCUGCAGCCAUGAGGAAGAUGGGCAUCCAGACUGGAGACAGGGUCGUAGGCUAUCUACCCAAUGGUAUCCAUGCAGUGGAGGCCAUGUUAGCAGCAGCCAGCAUCGGAGCCAUUUGGAGCUCCACAUCUGUCGACUUUGGAGUCAAUGGUGUCCUUGACAGGUUUUCUCAAAUCCAGCCAAAGCUGAUCUUCUCUGUUGCUGCUGUGGUUUACAACGGCAAAACGCAUGACCACAUGGAAAAGCUGACCAGUGUUGUCAAAGGUCUGCCUGACCUGAAAAAAGUAGUGGUGAUUCCCUACGCACGCUCCAAACAUGAGACUGACCUCUCCAAGAUCUCCAAUAGUGUAUUUCUAGAUGAUUUCUUGGCGUCUGGGCGUGGUGAGGGUGACCAGUUCCCUCAGCUAGAGUUUGAGCAGCUUCCAUUCAGUCAUCCUAUGUUCAUCAUGUACUCUUCUGGCACCACAGGAGCUCCUAAAUGCAUGGUACACUCAGCUGGGGGCACGCUCAUCCAACACUUGAAAGAGCACAUUCUCCAUGGUAAUAUGACCAGCAGUGAUGUGAUCAUUUAUUACACCACGACCGGCUGGAUGAUGUGGAACUGGCUGGUGUCUGCUCUGGCAGUGGGAGCCUCUGUGGUUUUAUACGACGGUUCACCACUAAUGCCCACACCCAACGUACUGUGGAACCUGACAGACCAGCUGGGCAUCACUAUCUUUGGUACCGGGGCCAAGUGGCUGUCUGUGCUGCAGGAGAGGAACCUGAAACCCGCGGAAACACACAACCUCCAGUCUCUCCACACCAUCCUGUCUACCGGGUCUCCUCUCAAACCUCAGAGCUAUGACUACGUCUACCGCUGCAUCAAAAGCAACGUGCUGCUGGGCUCCAUCUCAGGUGGCACUGACAUAGUGUCAUGUUUCAUGGGUCAGAACCCAACAGUCCCAGUGUAUCGUGGCGAGAUCCAAACAAGAAACCUCGGCAUAGCCGUGGAAGCCUGGAACCUUGAAGGUAAGCCUGUAUGGGGAGAGAGUGGGGAGCUUGUCUGCUUGAAGCCAAUCCCCUGCCAGCCAACACACUUCUGGAAUGACGAGAACGGGAGCAAAUACCACAAAGCGUACUUUUCUACAUAUCCUGGGGUGUGGGCCCACGGAGACUACUGUAAAAUCAACCCAAAGACAGGAGGCAUUGUAAUGCUGGGCCGAAGUGACGGUACAUUGAACCCCAACGGAGUUCGAUUUGGCAGCUCAGAGAUCUACAACAUCGUGGAGGCGUUUGAGGAAGUGUCAGACAGUCUUUGCGUUCCUCAGUACAACACUGAUGGAGAAGAGCGUGUUAUUUUGUUCUUAAAGAUGGCGCCUGGUAAGCCUUUCUGUCCGGAGUUGGUGGCGAAGAUUAAAGGAGCCAUUCGAAAAGCUCUGUCUGCCCGACAUGUCCCUGCUCUGCUGCUGGAGACCAGAGACAUUCCUUACACCAUCAGCGGUAAGAAGGUGGAGGUGGCUGUGAAACAGGUGAUCGCUGGCCGGGAAGUGGCGCAAAGAGGAGCUUUCUCCAACCCUGAUUCACUGGACCUCUACAAGAACAUUCCUGAACUGCAAAACUAUUAGAGAUGGGGCUUCACAGAGGUGGAGAGAGGACCUGCAAAGGAGAACCACCUGACGAGAAUUCAGCUUAGUUUUUAAAUUAACUUUAUUCAAAUUUACAGGCACAGGGAGACUUGCAAAGUCUAGUCAAUACGAUACAAAAAUGGUGCAAAUUAUAUUAAUAUAUAUAAUAUGGUAUCAGGCAGAUGAGAGACAUUAGGUGUACUAAUCCAUAAGCUAACUUUCAAUCAAGUGAUUAAGCAGCUUAUACAGGCGGUGUGUGCGCCGUGUUACGGCUGCGCCACGGGUUUUGACCCAUCCUCGGCCCUGUGUCAACUCACACUGGAAGCGUUUCAGCAGCGGAGCAUUUAGCCUUCUCCACGUUGUUGACUUGUUGUUUAUUUGUUAUUUUGUGUGCUUCUGCUACCGAUCACAGCUCUCUGUGAACCGUUUUCCUCCAGUUCCCUGCAGGGCUGAAUUUCCCACAUGGAGCAUUUCACAAUAAGAGCGUUUUGCUUGCCUGAUUUUGCUGAAUUGUUUAGAGUUAGUUGAUUUGGUAAGUGUUCCUCGAUUUUUGUGCUUCUACCGUGGUUAAGAAGGCUUUUUUGGUCUGUUUUAACUGUGUUUAUUGUUGAGAUACGAUAAGGAGUGUGCACAAGUUAUUUUAUUUUGAAAAUCCACCGGAUUAUCUUUGCUGUUUAUGUGUCUGACUUCCUGUCCGGCUCAUCUGCUCUGUGCUGCUCGACACGUCUUACAGCAAAAAUAGAGUGCCUGCCUAUUCUUGCGCUUCUGGUGUGAGCACAAGCAUUGACUACAAUUACAACGAUUAGGUACGGCAGCCGUGACGCAUCCGUAACGCAGCGCACACGCCACCUGUGUGAGUCCAAGGUUAGUCUACCAUGAUGUGCAAGUAAACUGGAUUCAGCUUUGAAUGUAAUAUGAUGUGCACAGCAGCCCUUGUGAAAAAUGCUUUGAGUCCACCAACAAUGGAGAAGUGAUAUUUCGGAUUAAGCUCUUUGCUUUGACUUCACAGGCUGAUUGCUAUCAGCCUGUGAAGAACCAUAUCUCCCUGUGUCACCUGCUUUAACACCGGUGUUGGUUCUGAGUGGGUCCCAGACUGAAAAUCCAUGGAAGUGUACAGAUCAACGCACACAAACAUCUGGGAUUAACAUUGCGGCUUUGGCUCAUAUCACCAUAUCAUUGUUAUGUGGUGUGUAUGCUUUAUUAAAUGUAUAUAUAUGAAUAUAUAUUUUUGGACUGUGAAAUUACGUUAACAUUGUAAUUAUGCAUUUAAAGGUAGUAAUUCAAGCCUGUUAACCAAACCAUACCAAAGUGAGUCUCAGAUUUAGGGUUUGUAACAUGUCAGGAGUUGUACUUUGAAUAAAUUAAUCAUAGAUAGAAUCUAGAUAAAACAAAACUUACUGAAUGUUUGUCCCAACUUAAAAAGAUAUUGAUUUCUUGUAUUGCAUGCUCAAAUCUUAACCCUAAUUUGACUUUGUAACCAUUGAUUCUGUUUCAUUCUGACCAAGACAGCAAGAGGAGCUCUCCACAAGCAAACAUUUUUUAAAGUCAUGUUGGCAAUGAUUCAUCAAGCUAUUGUAUAAAGUCAGUCAGUCAGUCAGUCAAGAUCAAGUGUGAUCUGAAAGUAAGAAAAUGUUCAUAUCACCACUGAAGCCUGUAGUAAUUAGUUCCAUAUCUAUGUUCCAUGUUUGGCGGAAAUCAAAGAAAAAUGUGCUUCAAAUAGCUACAGUACUGUAGCCUGUUUUUGCUUUGUACAGGGAAAGCUGAAUUAUGUAUUCAAAAUUUCCCCAUGCUGUGUGGCAAAGCCUAAAGGCUAAUUAAUGCUAUGCUAAAGAUGAACUGCAGCAGUUGUGGUCACUAGUAGCUAGGUAUAGGCGGGUUAGGGUGUAAUAUUUGCACCCAGCACCACGGUGCUCUCCAAGGUGCUGAUGCUGCUUCAGGGAGCAGCUAGGGAGCUGUCCAGAAUACUCUCUUUCUCCCCCUGCCCACAGUAGUGGGAAGAUCUAGGCUAAAUAAACAAAUUAAACAGUGUUUUUUAUGGUUGAAUAGCAGCAAAACAAGUAACCCUUCUUAAAAGAUAUGAACUCUGUCUUGCUCGCAGUGUUUCUGUAAGUUAUUAAUAACUUGCUCGGAAUACUGCUAUGUCACUUUUUGACCCGUCCGUUCAAACCUGUGAUAUUUUCUUGUAAGCUUAACUGGGUCCGUCGACCCGCGCAUCACUACUGGUAACACUACUGAGCAACAUGAGUAUACAGUAACAAAAACACUAAUCACUUGGGCUUCAUUUCCUGUUGGGAGAAAAAAAACUGACCAGAAUGUAAAUUGUGGUGAAGUCAGUGUCACCCAAGCAUUUGAUCUUUGGAGAAAAAAUUAGGCUGCAUUUUAUACUGAUAAACAGAUAGCACUUUUCUUACUGGGCCUUUGUAGUUUUUAAGGAUUAUUCUUGUUCGGCUUUUGAUUCAGUCUUUGUCCCUUGUUUCUGUUCUGCUCUCUGUAAAACCACUUUAACUGGAAAACUCUGCAGUUCAUCUUACUGCUGAGAUUGAAUAAAUAUCCUCUUUAAAGGCACAACUA
Messenger RNA from Micropterus salmoides (largemouth bass), 4602 nucleotides. It is a transcript of the gene aacs, whose product is annotated as acetoacetyl-CoA synthetase. The transcript has 18 exons. Gene Ontology annotation, cellular component: cytosol. Gene Ontology annotation, molecular function: acetoacetate-CoA ligase activity. The record is from RefSeq and is a predicted model, not a curated record. Bases 1 to 2031 code for a protein of 676 amino acids. Gene Ontology annotation, biological process: lipid metabolic process; positive regulation of insulin secretion. Lineage: Eukaryota; Metazoa; Chordata; Actinopteri; Centrarchiformes; Centrarchidae.